GCUCAAGGAGAUGAUCACCUCCUCGACUUCGCGCUGUCUCCAACGACUAUCUCUCCACCAUCAUGAGGCCUACGGCAUUGCUCAAUGCCUUUCAGGGCCUUCGAGUGUCGACGCCCAUUGCGACGAGGGCACUGACCACAUCGAUUCGUCCGCGAUUGGCUGUGCCCGCAGCAGCAUCUCAAUCCAAGCACAAUGCCCGGCCAUUCUCGUCGACAACAGCCCGCCAUGGUACCUGGCUCGAACCGUCGAUCGACCGGACGAAGAAGAUGAUGAAGGGCCGUCCGCGCGUGGCGACUGGCGGCUCAACGAAGGGAACGACCGUGAUGUGGGGCGAUUACGGUUUGCGCAUGACGGACCAUCAUAGAAGGAUCAGCGCGAAGCAGCUCAAGAACGCCGAAGACACGAUCAAGAUGCGGCUCCGUGGACAGAAGUACAGGCUGUAUAAGAGGGUCUGCUGCAACGUGGGCGUCUAUGUAUCCGGAAACGAGAUGCGUAUGGGAAAAGGAAAAGGCUCGUUCGACCACUGGGCCGCUCGUGUCGCCGUCAGUCAGAUUGUCUUUGAGAUCAAAGGAAUGCUACACGAGGCGGUUGCGCGUGAUGCAAUGCGUCUAGCUGGGAACAAGCUGCCUGGUCAAUGGGCGUUCGUGCGCAAGGGCGAGCCGCCAGUUGUUGGUAUCACAAAAUUGCACGGUGUCACACUAGAAGACUUGAAGCGGCCGAGGAAGAAGAUUACCCCUUCAGAGGCACUGGAGCAAGCCCCUACAACACCAACUGGGUCCGCGGGUGCUUCGCCAUCUGCUGCGGCUUGAUAGAAAGAUGCAUUAUAGUCGGUCUGUGUACAAAACGAAGCUAGCCAUUGUGUACAAGAGGAGCGAGGCAGUUGUUGCGAAUGGAACCUUGUAUCAAUAGAGUCAAAUGCUUGAGGAUUCAACGCUCAAUGUCUUAUAGGCUGUAAACGUUUCGCAGAUGUACAUGGAGGUAUGCACGUAAACCAACCCUCUUCAGUGUAUUUUAAUGCAACUUGUGCUCCGGCA
Sodiomyces alkalinus F11 is the source of this 1034-nucleotide messenger RNA. RefSeq names its product ribosomal protein L16p/L10e. The record is from RefSeq and is a predicted model, not a curated record. Gene Ontology annotation, biological process: mitochondrial translation. NCBI's taxonomy places the organism in Eukaryota, Fungi, Ascomycota, Sordariomycetes, Glomerellales, Plectosphaerellaceae. The transcript has 3 exons. Gene Ontology annotation, molecular function: structural constituent of ribosome; rRNA binding. Bases 63 to 809 code for a protein of 248 amino acids. Gene Ontology annotation, cellular component: ribosome; mitochondrial large ribosomal subunit.